UGAACGAAUUAUAAAAGAAAUAUAAUAUAUAUAAUAAAUAAAAGUCCAUGAAAUGAAAACGAAACAAUUAAUAACUUAAAAUAUAUAAAAUAAUUAUAUAAAUAAAAAAUAACAUUAAUCAGAAAUAAUUAAAACAAAAAGGAAAACUUAAGUGACCACCCACAAAUCACCAUUACUAUUUAAAGUAUAGAGAAGUUAUUAAAGUACAUUUUUAGAUGUUAACAAUACUACUACGCAACACCGUCCUGAAUGUACGACACAGGACAGCAAGAACACUCCUCAAUGGCCAGAAUGAUGUUAAACGCAAUUUUUUCUGCUCCCUACAGAGACAGGCCCAAUUGCCACAAUUAUCGCCAUAUGAUGUUAAUAUGAUUCUAAGAGAAAAUGAAUUCAUGUAUGCCAUUCCGGAGGACCAGAACAGUACCAUACACAGUUAUGAAUCCAAUCAGGUGGCCUCCAAUAAACCCUGUGAAGAUUGUCGUACCGAGGGCAGUUUUUUACAUAAAAAAGGUUUCAUUUGUGGCAUUUUCGAUGGUCAUGGUGGACCUGCCUGCUCUCAAGUUAUUUCAAAACGUUUACUACGUUAUAUAGCCGCUUCCUUGGUGGAUCGUAAAAUCCUUAAAGAACAAAUUGCUAAAGGUUGCAAUAGUCAAUCGUUUUUAAAGUGUCACAAUGACAAUGUGGAUUUUGUUAAAGAAAUCAAAGAUAUUUAUGAACAUAGCUUUAGCAAAUAUAUUGAAUCGUUAUCUAGUCAAGAAUUACAAGAUAUUGCCACUACUAUGGAGCAUGCAUUUCUUUCGCUGGACAAUGAUUUAUCGCAAGAAGCCUUAAAUAAUACAAAUAUGAGAACAAUGGCGGUAGCGAUGUCAGGUGCCGUUGCUUGUGUUGCCCAUAUCGAAGGCCUCGAUAUACACUUAGCUAGUACCGGUGAUUGUACAGCAGUUUUGGGCUCAGUAUGCCCAGAAACCGGCAAAUGGUCAUCGAAAAAACUUAAUCAGGAGCAUAACUACGACAAUCACCAGGAAGUACAACGCAUACUAAUGGAACAUCCCAAAGAGGAACACGAUACAGCCAUAAGAAAUGAACGUUUACUCAGUCAAUUGGCACCACUGCGUGCACUGGGAGAUUUCCGCUAUAAAUGGUCAAAUGAUAUAAUGGAAAAACAUGUAGUACCUGUCUUUGGCGAACAUGCCAUACCGCCUCACUAUUAUACACCACCCUAUCUGUCAGCAAAACCAGAUGUUGAACAUCAUCGUUUAACUGUCAAUGAUAAAUUCCUAGUAAUCGGCAGUGAUGGUCUAUGGGAUUUUCUAUCACCAACACAAGUUGUGCAAUUGGUGGGUGAACAUUUGAAUUCGAAAAAAUCUCUAGAGCCCAUUAAAUUGCCCGAUGAAGAUGUUACCUUGCAGGCUAUCUCUGAUAUAUUAGCAGAAAGAAAAGCUGGCCGUACCCGCAAGCCUUCAGAUCAAAACUCUGCCACUCAUUUGAUACGUCAUGCCUUAGGCGGUACUGAGUAUGGCAUUGAACAUUCGAAAAUUGCUUACUAUUUAUCACUACCUCAAGAUGUUGUACGUCUAUAUCGUGAUGAUAUUACUAUAACUGUAAUUUACUUUAAUACAGAUCGUAUUAAUGCAUUAACUAAACAAACUACAUAAAGUGUCUUUGUUUUUAAAUUUUAAAUGUCUACGAAAAUUAAUUAACAAACUAAAUUGUAUUUUUUUACUAUAAAUUUGGCAUUAAUUGGUAUUUCUUUUUUAUUAUUGUUAUUAUUAUUUUAAGGCUAUAUUUUAUUUUUAAAUGUAUAUAUUUAUAGUUCAAUUGUUACUAUUAUCAUUUUAAACAAAUUCUGUGUUCAUUUAAUUUAAAACGACAUCAAGUGUUCCCAAUUUAAUACCUGCAUUAGUUUAUCAUUAAUCUCCUUUUUUUGUUUGUUUUGCUUAUGAUUUUUUUAAGCAAGUUUGUUUUUAAUUUUAGCUUUAAAACAUAAGCCGCCGUUAGUUUUAAAAUGUGUUCCUUUUUUUACUUCGUCUUACAAAAAUUUCACACAUUUUUGCACUAACAUUAUACACACACACACAAAUUAUUUUGUUUAUUGUCAAUUGCCAAAAGAAGAAAAUAAAAAAAGAAGUAAACAAAAUGUUCUGAACAAAAAGCUAUUUAAAUUAUAAAUAGCCAAGAAUAA
This is a messenger RNA of Lucilia cuprina (Australian sheep blowfly), 2182 nucleotides long. It is a transcript of the gene Pdp, whose product is annotated as pyruvate dehydrogenase [acetyl-transferring]-phosphatase 1, mitochondrial. Gene Ontology annotation, biological process: protein dephosphorylation. The record is from RefSeq and is a predicted model, not a curated record. Lineage: Eukaryota; Metazoa; Arthropoda; Insecta; Diptera; Calliphoridae. The transcript is spliced from 6 exons. Gene Ontology annotation, molecular function: protein serine/threonine phosphatase activity. Bases 216 to 1655 code for a protein of 479 amino acids.